This is a messenger RNA of Botrytis porri, 1842 nucleotides long. RefSeq lists its product as uncharacterized. Gene Ontology annotation, biological process: protein phosphorylation. Gene Ontology annotation, molecular function: protein kinase activity; ATP binding. The record is from RefSeq and is a predicted model, not a curated record. The transcript is spliced from 4 exons. The coding region runs from base 1 to 1842 and encodes 613 amino acids. NCBI's taxonomy places the organism in Eukaryota, Fungi, Ascomycota, Leotiomycetes, Helotiales, Sclerotiniaceae.
AUGGCUGCCGUGGAGGAUCCAAUUACAAGGAGAGGCGGAAUUCGAGAAUUUGUGAGGACCGAGCCAAGUUGGGAUAUGCGUCUAGGACCCCGUUGGGAAUACCAGGGACGAAUCCGCAGAACCAAUAGAGCAAUUAUUGCACAUUUCAAAUACGAAGACCAGGAAGGUGAAGAUAACAAUCCUCCCCACACUAAAGAUGUAGUUGUCAAGAUCCAAUUGCGACGGCCUGUUAUAGGAGGUCGACCCAAUGGCUAUCCGGAAAAUUAUGAUGGGUUCCUUAGUGAAGGACGAUUUCUCCAAUUUCUCUCUGGAUACUAUGCUUGGCACCCUUAUGACAAUCGCGACUGCAUACCCGACCGGCCCCACAAUAUUCUGAGGCAUUUCCAUGACCAAACAGUGCCGUCGAAAGAGAGUGAACCACUCAAUCGGAAUGCGAUCUCAUUCUUGGAAUAUUGUCCUGGUAUUGUGAUCAGUCUUUCGCCCGAGGAUGAGACUCGGUAUUAUGACUUGGAUGUCUUCGAUAGGAAUAAUGUUGAAUUUAUCGAAGAGAUUGAUAUAUGGAACAUCUUUAGGCAGUUUACGAGGAUGAUUCUGAUGAUGGAUUGUGGCAGUGAGAUUCCGAGAACGACCCGCCAGAGGCGGUCCCUUUGGGAAACACGGGAAAUGGAGAUAUGCCAUUACGAUAUUCAGCCGAGCAAUAUUUUGAUUGGAUAUAAGAAUUAUGAGAAAGACCGUGUUCCGGUACUUAAACUGUGCGAUUUCGGGGACGCGCUUCAGGUUCCUCAGUUUACUAAACAACAACAUGCCGGAAGGUAUAGUUUCCCAAACCAAAGGAAUGGUCGACCGGGCUACCAGGCUCCCGAACAACUCAUUGCCGAAACAGAGCAUGUAAAUCCAUUCCGCCAUGGCACAUGUAGCAAUAUAUUUCAAUUUGCAAACAUCAUCCGUCUUCUGAUGCACGGAGGAAACUUUGGUAGACAUGCGAUCCAUCCCGAAGAUCCAGAUUGGUGCGACGAUUACUUUGGAGAGUAUACCAACACCGCGCCAAGAACAUACGGAUAUUCUCUCUCCGAGGGCGACAGUAGAGUAAAUGCACCGGGACCCAGAAGUUACAGCGAACGUUUAAUCAAAAUCGUCCAAGAAUGCAUGAAGGAAAAGCCCGAACUUCGCCCCCGUCCCUUAAAUCUCUUCCACUACAUCAACGACGGGUUUCGUGACAACGACCUCUUGUACAACGAUCCCGACUAUCCCGGACCAGGAGAAAAUGAACUGCACCGCCCCAAGAAACCUCACAAACCCAACGCACAAAUCUUCCAAUACCCACCCAUCCAUCCUCUCUUCGCCCUCGCCACGCUCGCCCCCCCUCACUUCCGCACCCCCCAACCCAGCUGGGAGAAAGAUUUUUCCGAAUUCUACGACGUGGAAGAAUUUGCCUGGCCGCCCACGCCCCGCACCCUCACCCCCGAUUAUGUGAGCGCAAAAGUCUACAACGAGGAUUUUAUCUACACCGGCGACGAUCUGCCCGAGGUCGAUCACGAGACGUAUCCGCGCUCGCAGCCGCAGGUUCCGGAGCGGUAUCCCCAUGGUCCGCCCAUGAUCGAUCAGAGACCCAGUGUGAAUAUCCCCGAUCGGAGAAUCGAUGUCCCCGGGGGGGUUGCGAGGAAUUUGGGACUGUUGAAGUAUUAUGAUCGCUUGGGUCAUAUGUGGAUGGGUGAGGAGAAUUAUUGGAAAAUGUUGGAGGCGGGCUUGGAUCCUGAGACGUAUAAUUGGGGGAUGAGCAUUCCGGACCCGGAGAUGGAUGAGGAUGAGAAGGCGAUGAGUGGGCCGGAAGCUGGGGAGUGA